This is a messenger RNA of Arachis ipaensis, 883 nucleotides long. RefSeq lists its product as uncharacterized. The record is from RefSeq and is a predicted model, not a curated record. NCBI's taxonomy places the organism in Eukaryota, Viridiplantae, Streptophyta, Magnoliopsida, Fabales, Fabaceae.
UUGAGAAACAUUAAUAAUGGAGAAAAGUAUAAAUAGAAUGUGAGUUGAGAGACGCGUGGGGGUAGUAGCUGAGAGUGAGGCAGAUACAUACGCGAAUCUUGAAACCAAAUAAAAGCAAAGCACCUGAGAGCUCAGUCAAGCGAAGAUCCUGUUCCCCAGUCAGUUAGUUAGUUAGUUAGGUGUGAAAAUCUACUCAGAAGGAAAGAAAGAAAGAAAGGAUGAACAGGAGGCAGCGGAGAGCGUUCAUGGUGUUGAUGUGGACAGUUGGAUUCUGUCUCAUCGGUUACAUCGGCGGCAGACCUCUCUAUUGGCAUCUCAACGAGUCCCUCUCCGCCGUCUCUUCUUGCGCUCCUUGCCACUGCGAUUGCUCUCUUGAACCUCUUCUUUCUCUUCCUGACGGAUUGAAUAACUCCAUUUUAGAUUGUAUGAAGCAAGACCCAGAGGAGGGUGAAGGGUCUGAGAGGAGAUUCACUGAGCUUUUGUCACAGGAAGUAAGGCAGAAGGAAGCCAUAGCUGAGGAGAAACAAAGGAUAGCCGACACGACACUCUUGGAGGCAAAGAAACUAGCAUCACAGUAUCAGAAGGAGGCUGAUAAGUGCAACUCAGGGAUGGAGACAUGUGAGGAGGCUAGGGAGAGAGCUGAGGCAGCUCUUGUGAAUCAGAUGAAGGAGACUGCAUUGUGGGAACUCAGGGCUCGGCAAAGAGGAUGGAAAGAGAGCGCUUUUAAGAUAUCUAGGGCUCACUUUUGAAUACAGAUAUCAUCUUCUGCCCUGUGUUUUUCAGUAGAUUGUUCAUUCUUCUUCUAUUCAUUGACUUAUUUUUGUGACUACUUGAUAUAUUGUUUAAUGAACAAAUAAGUAGAUAAGUAAUUAUUGUUCACCUA